This is a messenger RNA of Didymodactylos carnosus, 2007 nucleotides long. The record is from the annotation of a GenBank genome assembly. Lineage: Eukaryota; Metazoa; Rotifera; Eurotatoria; Philodinida; Philodinidae.
UUUUCUAAAUAAGUCACAACUGUAGCCCGCGAAAUUCUAAUUAAAAUGAGACAUCUCCCAGCUCUAUACGACCUUUCUUUCCAAAGUUAUAGAAUUUACAAGAAAAGCCCUAAAGUCAUCUUUCCUUCUUCUUUCUGUAGCUCUAAGGUAACAAUAAACAUUUAGGGCUUUUCUUGUUAAUUCUAUAAUUUUGCAAAGAAAGAUCAUGUAGAGCUGGGAGAUGUCUCAUUUUAAUCAGAAUUUCGUGGAUUACAGUUGUGACUUAUUUAGAAAAACUCCCCGGCAUUUUUAGAGGUUUUUGAAAAAUCAGUUUUCCAGAAACCGGUUAGAAAAGGCCCAUGGGUAAAAACGGCUAUGAUAUUCGGAAUCGACAUGGUCGAUUACCUAUAAACUAACGCAUUUCGAUAGAAAAUCGGUUGGACACCUAGAAAGGUUCCCUCGCGAGUUUUCGACCACUGAGUUUAGAGCAAUAGUCAAGACGCCAGUGAAACAUCAAUUAAUAAUGAGAAUACAGAACAAUCGUUAGCUCAAACAGUACGAAAAAUUGAUGAAACGGAAGCAAAACGAGAAGAAGCUCGGGUACUUGAUAGAAACCACCAAAUAGUUUCUCAAAUGCAUGCAACACUUGAACAAUCAUAUAAAAUGGUACCGUACUACACUGUUUUAAUACCAUUUCCUUUAUUCUCAUCACCAAUGCAUCAUCCAUUUCCCAAGCAAAAAUCGCAAAAGAGUUUCGAUGAACAGCAAUCUACUAUAUCAAAAACAACAGACAAUAAAUUAAAAUGGUCUGAGGACCAAGUGAACAAACUGCGCUUGUUUGAAAAUAAAUAUUUGUCAUUGAACAAAGCAAUUUCAGCAGACAGUUGUUAUGUAAUCGAAAGUGAUGAGGGUUUAAGAAUGACAUCAGUGAGAAAAUGUUCAAAUAGCGACAAAGAUAGUAAUGAUAACGUUAGUGAAAGUCAGAAGACAAAUGAAAGAAGAAAUAACAGAUUUCAUCAUAAAAUCAAUUUAGAAACAGAAAUAUCAUAUGAAGCAAUAGUCGAUCGAGAUAAUCAACAUUCAAUCGAUUCAACUUCAUCAUCAUCUCCAUGGAUAACAAUAGAAUUAAAAGCAAAUGAAAAUUUAAUUAAAACUUAUCGUGAAAAUUGUGAUCGUUGGCAAUUAGAUAGCUCAAAAGUAUCAUCCGUAGUUAUUUGUUGUACAACACAACGUUCAAGAGAUGAAAUAAAUGAUGAUUUUUUGAAUGCAACAAAGACUAUUGAAACAUUUGACGAAAGAUUCAAAUAUGCAUUAGUUCAUGUCGAAAACUACGUGUACGCUAUAGGAGGCUAUAAACUAAAACAAGGUCAAGAUCAAACAGGUGACAAAAUAUUGAAUGGUCCAAUGCCUGGACGAACAAAUUUUGGUCUUGCUACAGAUUCAAAGUGUAUUGUUAUCGUGGGUGGUUUAACAUCACAUAUGGAUGAUAAAUCAACAAAUAGUGUAUGGUUAUUUGAGUAUGAAAAUGAAACAUGGUCUCGUUUAUGUGAUUUAUCACGAUCAAUAAUUAGUGUGGGUACAUGUUUCAUUGAUAAUUAUCAUCUAAUUGUCAUCGGUGGUUUAUGUGUGACAAGUCACGGACCAUUAGCACUACGAAAAUGUUAUUUAUUCAAUAUGAAAAAAAAUCUAUGGUUUAAUUUAGCACCGUUGAAUGAAGCUCGCGGUCAUCCGAUUUGUACAUGUUAUAAUAAAAUUGUAUAUGCUAUUGGUGGUAUACAAUAUAAUCUUUACAAACAACAAUUAAUAUCAGUUACAACAAUUGAACAAUACGAGAUAAAUUUGAAUCAAUGGACGAUUUUAACAACAAUAAAACAAUUAAAAUCUCAAACAGGAUUGUAUUGUACUAGUGACGGUAUUAUUGUCGGAAGUAGCCACGUAAACGGAGUCGAAGAAGAAUCAAAUAAGAAUUUAUUUCAAAAGAAUAUUUGGGCGUUUGAUUUAGUUAAAAAGCGUUUGAUUAGUGAGUAA